Messenger RNA from Galleria mellonella (greater wax moth), 2184 nucleotides. It is a transcript of the gene Caf1-105, whose product is annotated as chromatin assembly factor 1 subunit B. The coding region runs from base 121 to 1989 and encodes 622 amino acids. The transcript is spliced from 7 exons. Gene Ontology annotation, cellular component: CAF-1 complex; nucleus. Gene Ontology annotation, biological process: nucleosome assembly; DNA replication-dependent chromatin assembly. The record is from RefSeq and is a predicted model, not a curated record. Lineage: Eukaryota; Metazoa; Arthropoda; Insecta; Lepidoptera; Pyralidae. Gene Ontology annotation, molecular function: protein binding.
UAAAAAAUUAGUAUUGGCGCUAAAAUUGACACUUUAUGACUAACUUAAUAAUUUUUUAUUUGUAUUUAUAACUUUAUAGAAUUAAUUUUUUUCACACAAGUAGUGAUAAUAUAACUAGAAAUGAAAUUUGCUAUUCCUGAAAUAUCUUGGCAUAACAGGGACCCAGUUCUAAGUGCAGAUUUUCAACCAAGAUGUGAAGAUAGUGAACCUUUAAGACUUGCUACCGGAGGCACUGAUUCUCAUAUUUUGAUAUGGUAUAUUUCUAUCACGGAAUCGGGGUCUGUGAAUUUAGAAGUAGCAGCGGACUUGACCCGGCAUCAGAAAGCCGUCAAUGUCGUGCGAUGGUCUCCCGACGGUCAGUUUUUGGCUUCAGGGGAUGAUGAAUCUAUUAUAUUCAUUUGGAAACAAAAAACUGAUAAAGAACCUCCUGUACAAAAUUUAGAACAACCUGAGGAACAAUACAAGGAAUCAUGGGUUAUACACAAGACUCUCAGGGGUCAUAUGGAAGAUAUUCUGGAUAUAAGUUGGAGCAGGAACUCUGCACAUCUAGCAUCGGGUUCAGUAGACAAUAAGUUACUGGUGUGGGACGUGGCUCGAGGUAGAUACAGCUCUAUAUUGUCAGACCACAAGGGUUUUGUACAGGGUGUGUCCUGGGAUCCACAAGGACAGCUGAUAGCUUCAGCUAGCACUGAUAGAGUCUUUCGGACAUUUGAUGUAAAUACUAAGAAAGUUGUCUCCCGAAGCAGCAAAGCAGUGCUGCCGUUUCCCUCUGACCACCCCCUUAAAGAUGUGAAGGUUCGUCUGUACCAUGAUGACACUUUGCAGACAUUCUAUCGGAGAUUACAAUUCAGUCCCGACGGGCUGUUGAUAGCUGUACCGGCUGGGCGGAUAGAACCCGAGCAAGGCAAAGUGGAUGUGAAGCCUAUUAAUGCUGUAUAUAUUUAUACAAGAUAUUCCUUAAAAGUUCCAGCUUGCAUUCUGCCAUGCGGCGAGGCCGCGCUGGUGACGCGGUGGUCGCCGCGGCGCUACGCCCCCCGGGACUGCGGCCCCAGGCCUGCCUUCCCGCUGUCUGCGAGGAUGGUGCUUGCGAUUGCUACCAAACGGGCCGUCAUGUUGUACGAUACGCAGCAGAAGACGCCUAUAGCUUUGAUUUCUAACAUUCAUUACGCCAGAUUGACAGACCUCACAUGGUCCCCUGAUGGGCGUAUACUGGUGGCGUCCAGUGCAGAUGGCUUCUGUUCAGUAAUCACAUUUAGUGAUGGAGAGCUCGGGGAAGUUUUACCUGAGGACGAUACGGCGCCACAGACGUCAGAACCAAUGGAAGUAGAAGUUCCAGAACAACCUCAGAAUGCAGAAAUGAAAGAAAAAACACCAGAAAAAGAAAGCAAACCAUCGAGCAAUUUACAGAAGAUAGAUUCCUUCAUUAAAUUUAAGGCACCUCCACAGAAUUCCUCUAAAAACCAAAAAAUUGUGGCUGAUCCAAAGACGCCUGUUAAAAUUGACGUCUUAGAAGAAGUAGCCAUGCCAUCUUGGUCGGACAACUCGAAUAACGAACUAAUUAAACCUCAAGAGCCAAUGGAAGUGGAGAAUGAAACUAACGAAAAGGUAUCAGAAGUUAUACAGAUAGAAGAUAGUGAAGACAUAAAACUUGUGUAUGAAGACACUGAAAGUAAACUGACUGAAUCCCUAAAAGAGACAGAAACGUCUGAAACAAGAAAGAAAUCACCUAAAAAGAGUCCUAAACUGAAGUCGAGUCCACAAAAUGCUUUAAAAAUCAAACGAGCACAAAAUUCACCUCAAAGCAAUAAAUUGACAUCUAAACAAAGUCCAAAGAAUGAAGCAAAGGUCGAGGACAAUAACUUUUUUAAACAAGCAAAAGUAACAGACAUUAAAGAGCCUGUGUCGGUUACAACUACAGCGAGCCCUAAGGUGCCGAGAAGGGUCAACUUUGUCACACUAUCAAGUCCUAAAAAUAAGAAAAAAUGUUGAAUGAAAAACAUGUAUAAAAGUAAACAUUUAUAAUAAAUAUUUACAAAUGAAUCAUCAUUCUUUAUCACAUUGAAAUAAAAGAGAGUAUAACAAAAUAUAUUUAUCAGUAGAAACUGUCCAUACUUACCCAACUCAUUCCGGUUGUCCUAUUAUGAUUUGUCUCAAAUUAAUUUAUAUAAAUCUAUUUUUAUACAG